This is a messenger RNA of Mesocricetus auratus (golden hamster), 3943 nucleotides long. It is a transcript of the gene Ms4a14, whose product is annotated as membrane spanning 4-domains A14. Lineage: Eukaryota; Metazoa; Chordata; Mammalia; Rodentia; Cricetidae. Gene Ontology annotation, cellular component: plasma membrane. The transcript is spliced from 6 exons. The record is from RefSeq and is a predicted model, not a curated record. Gene Ontology annotation, biological process: cell surface receptor signaling pathway. Bases 102 to 3701 code for a protein of 1199 amino acids.
CAUUGUGGUGGACUCCAUGUGGCCCUAGGGGAGAAAUACAUCAUUAUUAUGGCUGCAAUAUCCUUCUACUUCUUCUCCUAACAGAGCUUUGCCACUGAAUCAUGGAGUCAGCAACUGAGAAGAAAAGAAGGGCCCAUGUCAUCACUAUAGAUCCAGAUGAAACUGUCAUGACUGCCUUUCCCUACAGACCUCAUAACUCUUUACUGGAUUUCCUGAAGGGCGAGCCAAAAGUUUUGGGGGCUAUCCAGAUUCUUCUUUCUCUGAUCAUUGUGGGCCUUGGGAUUAUAUUAGCAUUUAAUUUCAUCUUUUUCUCCAAAAAAUUUCCUCUCGUGAUGGUCACAGGAUAUCCAUUCUGGGGAGCAUUUAUUUUUUUUCUGACAGGAUUCGUCACAGUGUUCAAUGAUAAAUCCAGAAAAAUUCUAAGACAAGGAGUCACAAGCAUGAACAUCAUCAGCUCGAUGGUUGCAGCAGCUGGGACUGUCCUGAUCCUCAUCAGUUUUACACAGCAGCACAAAUUCUGCCAGGCACCCUCCCUCGAAGGAACCUGUGUUGUAGGCACAACACUUCUCCUCGGAAUUUUGUCAGUCUUAUUAAUCAUCACCAUAGCAGAGUUUAGCAUCUCUGUGACUAUUGCAUCCUUAAGAAGAAGGUGCUGGACCAAUUCAAGAGAGGCUGUAUUCUUCUUUCCUUCAGAAGUUCCUCAAAAUACUGAACAGUCUGUGUCAGAAGAAAAUAAUCAAUUGCAAUUUGAGUUUCAAAAAACAUCUCCCAGUGAUAAUUCAGCUUCAAGCAUAAAAGCCAUUUUCUUGGGGGGUUAUGCUUUCUUCAAGCUAAGAGUCUCAAAAAAUCCUUCAGCUCCCAAAAAUAUCCCACAGAAAAGUGAUAAGGGUACAUCUUCUAUGCAUGUUCCAGUUGAACAGGAGACUACUCCACCCUCCCUAGAGGAAGAAAUUAAACUGAAUGAUUUACCUCCCCCAUUAACAUCACAGUCUUCAGAAAAUAUUCCUUCUCAGAAAAAGUCUAGAAGCAAUAACCUGAAUGAUGAGGACUUAGAAUCUUUUACACGUCAAACCUCUGAUCUGCAACCCAAAUUGCCUGAUGUCCAAAACACGUCCCUCAAAAUUCUUAAAACUCCAUCUUCACAUAAUUUCCUCCCUUUGUUACAUGAUAGUUCAUCAUCCCAAACAUUAAUGGCAGGUCUGUCAACACAAGUCUUACAAUCUAAACCCCCAUCAUCCGGCAUGUUACAGUCUUAUGAUCUGACAUCUGAAGACUUGCCUCCUGAAGACAUACCAUCCCAAGGCACCCCAUCCCAAGCCAUGCAAUUCCAAGAUACACUAACUCAAGACAUACCAUUCCAAGAGGCUCCAUACCAAGAUACACUAACUCAGGACAUACCAUCCCUACAGACUCCACACCAAGAUACAGUAACUCAAGACAUAACAUCCCAAGAGACUCCAUCCCUAGGGACUCCAUACCAAGAAGUGUCAUUCCAAGAUAUACUAAUUAAAGACAGAUCAUCCCAAGAUACUCCCUCCCCAAAGACUUCAUCCCAAGAAACUCCAUACCAAGAUACACUAACUCUAGAUAUACCAUCUCAAGAAACCCCAUACCAAGAUACUCCACCCCAAGAAACCCCAUCCCAAGAAACUCCAUCCCAAAAAACUCCAUCCCAAGAAACUCCAUACCAAGAUACUUCAUCCCAAAAGACUCCAUCCCAAGAAACUCCAUACCAAGAUACUUCAUCCCAAAAGACUCCAUCCCAAGAAACUCCAUACCAAGAUACUCCAUCCCAAAAGACUCCAUCCCAAGAAACUCCAUACCAAGAUACUCCAUCCCAAAAGACUCCAUCCCAAGAAACUCCAUACCAAGAUACUCCAUCCCAAAAGACUCCAUCCCAAGAAACUCCAUACCAAGAUACUCCAUCCCAAAAGACUCCAUCCCAAGAAACUCCAUACCAAGAUACUCCAUCCCAAAAGACUCCAUCCCAAGAAACUCCAUACCAAGAUACUCCAUCCCAAAAGACUCCAUCCCAAGAAACUCCAUACCAAGAUACUCCAUCCCAAAAGACUCCAUCCCAAGAAACUCCAUACCAAGAUACUCCAUCCCAAAAGACUCCAUCCCAAGAAACUCCAUACCAAGAUACUCCAUCCCAAAAGACUCCAUCCCAAGAAACUCCAUACCAAGAUACUCCAUCCCAAAAGACUCCAUCCCAAGAAACUCCAUACCAAGAUACACUAACCCUAGAUAUACCAUCCCAAGAGACUCAAUCUGCAGAGAUUCCACCACAAGAGAUUCCCUUCCAAAAUACUCCAUCCCAAGAAAUGCAAUACCAAGAUGUACUAUCUCAAGACAAAAUAUCCCGAAGCACACAGACGCAAGAUACAGCACCCAAUGAUAUGUCGUCCUCAGAUCUUCAAGCACUAAACAGUCAAGUUCAAAUCCAGCAUCGUCCAGAGAUAUUUUAUACAGACAUUCGAACAGAAGUCAUGGAGCUAACUCAAGAGUGGGAAUCUAAUAUGAGCAAGAAAACCCCAAGAAGAUUUUCCUUAUCCUUGCCAGACAAACAAGGAAAACUCCGUGCCAAGAGACAUUCCCUGGAUCUGCAAAUCAAAGGUAACAAAACCUCAAAGAGACAUUCUGUAGAAUUACAAAGGAAAACAUCAAGACGGAAAUCUAUAGAUCAGCAAAUCAAAGCCUGGCUAUCUCCAAAGAAGCACACCACAGAGAUACAAGAUGCAUACACUCAAACCUCAGAGCACUUCCUGUACCAGGGAGCUGAUCAGCAGCAGGCCAAAGAGGAGGAGGUCCCAGCACAACAAUCCCAAGAGGAGCAAACCAAAGACCAAACAUCUGUAGAGGAGCUACACCCUGAAGAACCUGAAGAACAGGUUAAUGGAAAAGAGGAAGGAGAUCAGGAAUCUGAUAAGGAGCAACCUCCAGAAGAACAAGCUCAAAUUCAACCAGCUGAAGACCAGCAGCCCCAAGAGCAGAAAGUCCCAAUGAGCCAGUUCCCAAAUUGGCAAGAAAGACAACAAAUGGUAGUAAAGAAAGCCCCAGCACAGUUGUGUGAGGAAUGGGACUCUGAAAGUUUUCAGUCCACAGAAAGGUCAUGUUCAUACUGGUCAGCUCCAUCCUGGCAGCCUAUUAGCCUGGGAUCCCAAGACUGGAGAAGUCAAGGCUGGAGAAACAAAGACUGGAAAGCACAGGAAUGGCAGUUUCAAAUACAGCCUUCCCUAGACUGGGAAUCCCAAGAGUUAUUAGAGAGAGAAUCCUUAAGACAAAGGGCACUGUACCAAGACAUCCAACCACGAAGCACCAUAGUCCAACAUACCCAACAUCACCAAUUGCACAACUUUGUAUUUCAAGUAGGCCCGUGUCAAGGCAAUGACCAACAAGACUCUGAAUCUGGUGUUUUAAGAAGAAAUACGUAUGCAGACGAUGUACAAACAAGAAACAGAGACACAGAAGACACAUGCCAGAAACUAAAAGACCAGCAGGAAGAAGAUGCAAGGCCAGAUAAUUAUCCUGCUUCUUGUCAGAGCUUGGUUCCAUACACAUAUGUAACCUGUUUAUCCAAUAUAGCUUCAGAGCAAGAGGUGCAGAACAAUAUACCCUGCUCAAAUUCAUCCAAAGAUCUGAAUGCCACUUCUUCCUCAUGGUUUCAGAGAGAUCAACAGCAAUCUGAAGAUUCAGACUAACAUGCACGUCUGCCCAAAGCCACAGACCCCAGAUAGUGGAGCCAGGUGAGGAUUAAGCACUUGAUUCUUCCCUCCUGUGUUCUCACCUGUGCUUGCUGGAUAAUUCACUCACCAGAGAUAAAGGGAAUACAGAAUCUUCAAAGAAGGCAUUCCUCUUUAAAACAAAAUGACAACAAGCCAAAUGUUAAGACUAUAUCAAAACCUUCUGGGAGUGAAGAAAUAAAUCUUAUCUAAACUGUAAA